This is a messenger RNA of Dacryopinax primogenitus, 4840 nucleotides long. Its product is annotated as glycoside hydrolase family 13 protein. Bases 1 to 4791 code for a protein of 1596 amino acids. Gene Ontology annotation, biological process: glycogen catabolic process. Lineage: Eukaryota; Fungi; Basidiomycota; Dacrymycetes; Dacrymycetales; Dacrymycetaceae. The record is from RefSeq and is a predicted model, not a curated record. Gene Ontology annotation, molecular function: amylo-alpha-1,6-glucosidase activity; 4-alpha-glucanotransferase activity. The transcript is spliced from 7 exons.
AUGCCAAAUGGGCGUGCAAGCGGCAAGGUCACCCCCACGCCCAUAGACAUCCCAAAGCCGCAUAUCGGCUCCGCCGCACACGCUGGUCCCAAAACACCCGCUGACGAGGGCCUCGAGUUCUUUGCACGCGAGCACCAAGUAGGUGAUGCGCCCAUACAAGUUUACGAACUACCACUUGAGGAGGAUGGUGGUCCAAACAAGGAUAGAUCGUAUAUCCGUCUCCCGCCUCCCACGAAGCCCUAUGUGCUUCGUCUAUCUCUGGAGGCUGGUACUCCCCCGUCAAAGAACGGAGUCUUGAAAACAAAUUUCCCCCUUGAGGGUGGUUCAUUCGGCCGCGACAAAUACUAUGAGCGCAAGUUGCCGACUGAUCUCUCCAAACCGAUCCAGCUCGACCUCGCUAUCUCCGCACCAGGUGCAUUUCACUAUUGGAUCGAGUACGACCCGCCGAUGUUCUCCGCAAAAACAGAGCGUAUCAAAGGCCGCGAAGGCUACUUUAACGUCGACCCCAUCCUGAAGAUCCACCCUCGCGCAUCCAUCCUCUCUGACACCCUAAAACCCUUGUCGGUUGCGGCCGGGGGCGGCAAACUUCUGCCGAACAAAACAGUCAACUUACCCCUGGACGGCAUUGCCAUCCUGACUGUUGUGUCCAAAUGGAUGGGCCCCAUCUCGCAAUGGCGGCCACAUUUGGCCGAGGCCAUGGAGAGGGGUUACAACAUGUUACACUUUACACCGUUACAGCAGCGUGGAGAGAGCCGCAGCCCUUACAGUAUCGAAGACCAGCUAGCCUACGACAGGGAGCUGUUCGAUGAACCCCUCUCAACCCAUGAAGGUGCUGUCCAAAUGGCUGGAAUGCUGAAGAUCGCCAGAGAAGAGUACGGGUUGCUGAGCAUGACGGACGUGGUUUUGAAUCACACAUCGAACUCUACCAAAUGGCUCUAUGAUCACCCCGAAGCUGGUUACAGUCCACAGAAUACCCCUCACCUGACACCGGCUCUGGAGCUGGACGAUGCUAUCAUGCGCCUGUCUGCCACGCUUGUCUCGCGUUCCCUUCCCACCAAGGUCACAUCCCAACAGGAUAUCGCUACCCUUGUUAACGCUCUGAGGGACGAUAUGCGCGCUCUCAACUUCUGGCAAUACUAUGUCUUGGACUCCACCACGGAGAAGACCAAAGUCAAAGCCGCUCUCGCCUCUGGGAAGGUCCCGCAAUGGACAGGGGACAACCUGAUUGGGAAGACUGUGGUCGAGAUUGCACAAUAUGUGACGACUCAUGGGAAGGUCGAGAACCUACGUGCCUUCUCGUCUCGAUUCUGUACGCAUGUGGACCCAACUUUCGCUGCGAGCUUGGUCAAGUCUGCGUUCUCAGAGCUUAAGACACCGGAGGAGCUUUCCGAAGCUUGGGGCCGCGUCGUCGAUGUUCUUAACGUGCCGUUGUACGGCGAGUGGGAAGAAGACACCCGAGUUGCACUAGACAAUGUCUCCAAUCGUAUCCGCUACAUGCGCUUGGACGACAACGGCCCUAAGCUCGGCGAAAUCAGCGCGCGUAUGCCACUCGUCGAGACCUAUUUCACACGACUUCCCAAAAACUCCAGAACGGCCAAGCACGACCCUAGUGCUCUUGCGGUUGCUAACAAUGGCUGGAUUUGGGGCGCGGAUCCCUUACAAAACUUCGCCCUUCCUCCUUCAAAGGUCUACCUUCGGCGUGAAGUCAUCGUUUGGGGCGACUGUGUGAAACUUCGCUUUGGCAACGCGCCCAAGGACAACCCCUGGCUCUGGGCAUACAUCAAGGCCUACGUAAAGCAACUGGCAGGCUCAUUCGAUGGGUUCCGUAUGGACAAUUGUCACUCCACUCCCCUCCACGUGGGAACUUACUUCCUGGACGCAGCUCGCAAGGUCAACCCUAACCUUUAUGUCUGCGCGGAGCUGUUCACUGGUAGCGAGGAAAUGGAUCUGGUCUUUGUGAGCCAUUUGGGCAUCAACAGUCUUAUCAGAGAGUCUAUGAACGGAUGGGAUCCUCAAGAGAUGUCCCGUCUUCUGUACCGCCAUGGUGUUGGGAAACCAAUCGGAUCCAUGGAUGGAGCUUGUCUGACUAGCAAAGAGGAACUCCCCAACCCUCUUGGUCACGGUGCCCCACGACCGUGUAUUGUAACCCCCCUCCAGGGUUCCGCUCCGCAUGCAUUGCUUUUCGACGUUACGCACGACAACGAGUCCCCACUCCAUAAACGUAGCGCCGAAGAUGCGCUCUCGACGGGCUCACUCGUCCCGUUUGCGUGGUGCGCGACGGGCUCAAACAAAGGCUUCGAUGAUUUGUAUCCCAAACUGCUUGACCUCGUUAACGAGUCGAGGAAAUAUGAAGUCCUCACGGGUGAGGAGGACCGAGGUAUCAGCAGGAUGAAGCGAAUCCUCAAUCAUCUGCAUGUUGAAAUGGUGCUUGGUGAAUACAAUGAGGGCCAUGUUCAUCAGGAGAACGAGGCAAGUUACAUUGUAACGCAUCGUGUGCAGCACACGACCCAGAAGGGAUACCUACUUGUGGCUCAUACGGCCUUUCAUAAGGGCAGUAAAGAACGUGGUUGGAUCAAACCUGUUCAGCUCCGGCGUACUAAAGCGACAUUCAUCGCGGGCGCAACCAUCAACGUCACUGGUUAUGAGGAUAUUUCGAGUAAGACAACGCUACUCGGCCUUCCUUCUAAGCUCGAGGACCUCCCGCCAUGUAUUCCUGGGCAAGGUUCUGACGCCGCUGGCCCGUACUCGGAGAUCCGCGUGCCGGAAUAUUUCCCUCCUGGGAGUGUUAUGUUAUUUGAAACCCAGAUGGAUGGGCUCAGACCAGAACUCGAGGAGAUCUGCAAACAAGGAGCGGACGAAGCAUUUGCUGAUUUAGACUUGGUUGAGCUGAACGUACUACUUUAUCGUGCAGAUGGAGAGGAACGUGACGCAACUGAUGGUCACGGAACAUACGACAUUCCUGCCCUCGGCACAAACGUAUACUGCGGGCUUGAGGGAUGGAUGACCCAUCUCCGUCAUAUUAUGCAGUAUAACGAUCUUGGCCAUCCAUUGUGCGCGCAUCUUCGGAACGGGACCUGGGCGAUGGACUGGACUGUCAACCGUCUUACCAAACAACAAACCACCUUCCCCAAGCUUCGUGUUCCAGUUGCAUGGUUCAACGAACGUUUCAACGAAAUCAAAGCAACUUCUGCUGAUUUCCUUCGUCCCAAAUAUUUCGCCAUCGUCAUCUACGAGGCGUACAAAGCUGCUAGGCGUGUCGUCAUGGACCAAUGUUCCGAUUUUGUUUCUUCUGGCCACUCCUUUACACAGGAUUUGGCUUUGGUGUCAGUGCAGAUGCACGGCCUUGUCAAGUCUGCAUCUCUCGAUCCUGUGAAGGCGGUGCCCUCUCUAGCAGCUGGCCUGCCUCACUUUUCGGCUAACUGGGCCAGAUGUUGGGGCCGUGAUGUUUUCAUUUCUCUUCGCGGUCUUUUCCUUACCACCGGCAACUUCACCGCCGCCAAGCGACAUAUCCUCGCUUUCUGCUCCACUCUCAAGCAUGGACUCAUUCCUAAUCUCCUCGACUCUAUCCGCAACCCCCGAUACAACUCUCGUGAUUCUCCAUGGUGGAUGGUGCAGAACAUUCAGGACUACGUCCUGUCCGCGCCGGAUGGAAUUUCUAUCCUUGCCGAAUCGGUCCCUCGCAGAUUCCCUGCGGACGAUAGCUGGGUCGCUUGGAAUGACCCUCGAGCCUAUGCCUAUCACAGCACAGUGGCGGAAGUCAUUCAAGAGAUCCUUCAGCGUCAUGCCAAUGGGAUUCAUUUCCGAGAACACAAUGCUGGCCCCAAUUUGGACAUGCAGAUGACAGACGCCGGUUUCAAUAUUGAUAUUUAUGUCGACUGGAAGAGCGGUAUCAUCUUCGGUGGCAACAAGCACAACUGCGGUACUUGGAUGGAUAAGAUGGGCGAGUCUUACAAGGCCGGCAAUAAGGGUGUUCCUGGCACCCCGCGUGAUGGGGCACCUGUUGAGAUAACCGGUCUCCUCGCAAGCGCGCUUCGCUGGCUCGAUGACCUGUCUAGUAAAGGGCAGUUCCCUUUCAAGGGAGUACAGGCUGAGAUUAACGGAAAACGGCGUCUCGUGACGUACAAGGAGUGGCAUUCUUUACUGAAGGAGUCUUUCGAGUACAACUACUACGUUCCUGUCGAUCCAAAGGAUGAUGUCAAGUACAACUGUCAGACUAGCAUUGUCAACCGUCGCGGUAUCUACAAGGACGUGUAUGGCUCUGGCCCAGGUCGCGAGUGGUCUGACUACCAGUUCCGCCCUAACUACCCUAUUGCCAUGGUGGUUGCACCGGAGCUCUUCGACCCAGCUCAUGCUCUGGGUGCGCUCAGGCUUGUGGACGAAGUCUUGAAGGGUCCUCUGGGGAUGAGGACGCUGGAUCCAAUCGAUCAACAGUAUCAUGGCGACUAUGAUAACUCAAACGAUGGUACCGAUUUCGCCAUUGCCAAAGGUCUCAACUACCACCAAGGGCCGGAAUGGAUGUGGCCCAUGGGCUACUUCUUGCGUGCCUACCUGUACUUCGACACUUCUGUCGGAAAGGGUUCUGAAGACGCGAACGAAACUCUGCAGUACCUCCUCAACAGCCUUCUUCCGGCUCGUCGCCACAUCGUGACGGCGCCGUGGGCUGGCAUUCCCGAGCUUACAAACCGCGAUGGUGAUUACUGUCGCGACGCAUGUCCGACUCAAGCGUGGAGUGCCAGCACUCUGCUCGACUUCCUCGAGGAUGUUCACCAUAUUUCUCAAGCGAACCUGUAAUAUUUGGCUGCUUUCUUCCUGACUGAUCCUAUUAUUAUCGGAUACCCCC